UUUGUUUGUUGUUAUAAAAUGAUAAGAAAAGUCUGUGUUGUGUAAUUUCUUUAUCAAUCCAUUGCAAUGUACCUACAUUGCAGUUUAGUUAAAGAAAUCGGUACUUAUAAAGUACGAGCAUUUUCAGAGUGUUUUAAGUAUGUAGGUACUAGGUAGGUAUACAAAGUACUUGGCAUGUGAUUAAAACGUACGAUUGAGACCCACGCUUCAAACGAUAACCAUACCUAACCCGAUUAUUGAAAAAGCGACUAUAAUUCAAUGUUUCAGAGUUUAUAGUAGAAAUAGAGGGUUAAUAUAAUCAUACCUAUUGUAAUUAUGUACGAUGAAUACGUACGUACGCUGUGUUGGUGCACUUACCGGCUACUGUUUUCCUCUCUGUCUUUAAUAAGUUAUGAAUGUUCAUUGUUCAAGUGGGACUCUGUGGGACUCAAUUUAUUUUAACCUACAAUUAUACCUACCCAGUCAUCAUACCGGUUUUUAAUGUUAGACAUUUUUAUAUUAAAAAACCAGUUAAAAACAGAAAAAUUAUAAAAGUUAAUAGCGAAAAUGUUCAUAAAUUAACGCAACCCAAAUGUAACAUUUCAAUGGACUAUACUUAAGAACUACACGAACUUAAAAAAAGAAGUCGUGAAGCUAUCACAAACAAAUCGUCAAAGGAAUCAUCCGCAAUCUUAUGCACAAUCAAGCUCUCACCACAGUCACCAGCCACUCAGCUUCAAUUACUCAGAUAAGUCGAAUGCAAAGCCGCCACAUGAUUUUGUUGUCGUGAAAAAUCCGCAAAGGCAUAGAGAACGCAACAUGGCGCCGUCUGCUCGGGCGGCCCCCAGGCAGCAAUCGCAAAGCAGACAACGCAACAGGAGCGCUGGCGGCAACGAGCUGAACUGCCCGACUUGCAGCGCGCCUUUCGGUGUCAACAUCUUUCAGUGCGGACAGGGGCAUAGCUCCUGUGUGCUCUGUAAGUCCCAAGACCGCAGCUGCGGGAUCUGCGGCAUGGCCCUCACGGAUAUGAGGAACUAUCUCCUCGAAGACUAUGUGUCACAGACGAAAGGCAACUGUCCUCAUGCGGAGGAUGGGUGUAAGCUAGUCCUGAAGGUGUCUGAUAUAGAAACGCAUAUCAGAGAAUGUCCCUUUAAGAUACAAACUUGUCCUCUUGAUCCGGAAUACGAGACCUGUGUUUGGAGCGGUAAAUUGAAGGAGCUGUCAAACCACUUCGAAAGAUACCAUCGGGAGCGCUGGCUGGAGCGAAAAGGCGACAACGUACAGGAGAUGCAGCUUAAUAACGUAGUCAGCAGCUGCAGUCAAGUGUAUCUGAUAGUUCAGGGAUUCUUCAAUUUCUUGUUCUUCUUACAAGUGUCAGAAAUAAACCGCGAAGUAUACAUGGCCGUCCAACUCAUAGGCACGAAGCACAGCGCCGAGAAAUGGAUCUACGAGAUACACCUGUAUAAUAAAAACCAAAGUCGUAAGAAAUACACUUUUACAGAUAACUGUACCUCAAACGUUGAGUGUAUUAAGGACGUGUUUGACAGCAAGCGGUGCGCGGUGUUGCCACUCGCUUAUAUAAACUCUUUUGUUAACAACGGCAGUGUUACAUUUAAAGUUUUCGUUAAAUCUCUCUAUGAACGUAAACCGCUCAAUUCUAACACAGAUUCUAAUCAGGCAGGCAGAGUUGGGAACUGAAGUCACAUGAGGGGCGCGUUUCAACCGCGUUUGUUUUUAAAUGAGACAGUUUUGGCAUAUUUUUUUAGAAGAGAAUUUUAAAUAUUAUCCCUUCUUUUUUAGUUU
Messenger RNA from Trichoplusia ni (cabbage looper), 1782 nucleotides. Its product is annotated as E3 ubiquitin-protein ligase sina-like. Gene Ontology annotation, biological process: multicellular organism development; proteasome-mediated ubiquitin-dependent protein catabolic process. Bases 799 to 1677 code for a protein of 292 amino acids. Gene Ontology annotation, molecular function: zinc ion binding; ubiquitin protein ligase activity; ubiquitin conjugating enzyme binding. The transcript has 7 exons. Gene Ontology annotation, cellular component: cytoplasm. NCBI's taxonomy places the organism in Eukaryota, Metazoa, Arthropoda, Insecta, Lepidoptera, Noctuidae. The record is from RefSeq and is a predicted model, not a curated record.